AUGCCGGAUCAUGGAAAUGGGAUGUUGAAUCCCAAUGACGUGACAAUUGAUAUCCCAUUGACGGAGACCACUUCCCGUGGUCAAACGGGCGCACGUAAAUGGAACACCAAUACCAGCCCCGGUGGUAACUCGCAAACCACCGAGAAGGCCCCUAUCGUUGGCCACCAUCACCUCCGUGGUCCUGGCCGCAGACGUCGCGCGGAUACCGAUAUCAAUGAUUUGACCGGAAAGCCUGCUGUGGCGCCCGAGGAUGGCACUAUCAACCGUAUGGGCCGUUUCUACCAAGCUGUCCUGAAUUACUCCCUCAUCACUCGUUACCUGAUUUAUGUUAUUCCCAUUGCGAUUUUGAUCGCGAUUCCAAUCAUUGUGGGCGCUACUGUUGCCCAGGACGCCAAAAUUGGCGGUGUUCAUCUCUACUGGUUCUUUACUUGGAUUGAGAUCAUUUGGUUCAGUCUGUGGGCGUCCAAGAUCUUCGCCCGUUACAUUCCUUAUUUCUUCCAGUUCUUGUGUGGUAUCGUCAGCUCCGGUACCCGCAAGUAUGCGCUUAUUCUGCGCGCCCUCGAGACCCCCAUUGCGCUUGUCAUCUGGGCUAUCAUUUCCCUCGUGACUUUCCUCCCGGUUAUGACCUUGACUCCUGGUAAGAAAGAAUCCGGUGAUACGGCUCCUAAGUCAUGGGAGAAGAGUGUCAAGAAUAUUUUGUUUGCUCUGCUUGUCUGCAGUCUCAUCUACCUAGCCGAGAAAGCUCUUGUGCAGCUCAUCUCGAUCAGUUAUCACCGCAAGCAGUUCGACGCCAAGAUCCAGACCUCCAAGCGCAAUGUGCACUUGGUCUCUCUUCUCUUUGAUGCUUCACGCAAUAUGUUCCCCGUGUACUGCCCUGAAUUCAAGGAGGAGGACUCGCUCAUCUUUGACUCCAUCUUGGCUCAAGCUGGCAAGAAGGAUGGCAAGCGGUCUUCUGCUAUGCCCCUCCGCAUGCUCCGUCAUGUCGGCAAGAACGUCGGCCGUGUUGGCGACAAAGUCACCGCCGCUUUUGGACACGUCGCAUCGGAGCUUACUGGUAAACAAGUCUUUAACCCGACUGCGACGCACACCAUGGUUAUCGAUGCCCUUGAGCGCAAGCGCCAUGCUGCUGCGCUCGCCCGCCGUAUCUGGAUGUCGUUUGUGGUCGAGGGUCGUGAGUCUCUGUUCUUGGAUGACAUCGUUGAGGUUCUGGGUGCUGAACACGAGGCUGAGGCCGAGGAGUGCUUCAUGGCUCUUGACAAGGAUGGAAACGGCGACAUCAGUCUUGACGAGAUGGUCCUGACUAUCACAGAGUUUGGACGCAUGAGAAAGGCCCUGAACCAUAGCAUGCACGAUGUCGACCAGGCUAUCCGUGUGCUGGACAACCUGCUCAUGUGUGUCGCUGGUCUGGUUGGUGUUCUUGUCUUCAUUUCUUUCGUCACCACUGGAUUUGGUACCGUCAUUGCAGCUGGUGCCACCUCGCUGCUCUCCCUCAGUUUCGUCUUCUCCGUUACCGCUCAAGAAGUCCUUGGCUCAUGUAUCUUCCUCUUCGUCAAGCAUCCUUUCGACAUUGGCGACCGUGUCGAGGUCAGCGAUGUGCCUUUCAUCGUUGAGCGUAUUUCGCUUCUUUUCACUGUCUUCCGGAAUGUUAAAGACGCCCGCAUCACCCAGGUGCCUAACAACAUUCUGAACAGUCUCUGGGUUGACAACUUCACUCGCGCCAAUGCUAUGCAUGAACAGCUUGUCAUCCCUGUAGCAUUCGACACUAGCUUUGCUGAGGUUCAAUUGCUGCGCCAAGAGAUGGAGAACUUCGUUCGUGACAAGGAGAACUGCCGUGACUUCCAACCGGAUAUUGACAUCGAGCUCGAUGGUGUUGGUGAUAUGGACAAGCUCCAGCUGCGUGUUGACAUCCGUCACAAGUCCAACUGGUCUAACGAGACUGUCCGCGCUGCCCGGCGAUCUAAGUUCCUAUGUGCUUUGGUCCUAGCCGUCCGCAAGGUGCAGGUUCGCGCUCCAGGUGUUGAAAUUCCCUCAGAAGAAACCGCCGAUGCCGCAGAUGACGAUAACAAGGGUGAUGAUGCCGGUGCAGGCGCUGGGCGCCGCAAGUCUACCCAGGGCGGCGGUGUUGAUUCCACCAAACCCGACCCCGCUGUUGCCGCUGCCGCCGCAGGUAUCGUCAACUAUGAGAACACAGCCCAGUCGACUGGAUACGACCAGGGCCGCACAGGAACAGUCACCCACCGCGGAUCCACUCAAACCAACGCCGAGCGCGAAGCUGCCAUUGUUGAAAUGCUCAACGCUCGCUCCCCAGCCGUCGACACCAGCCGCGACAUCCAAGACGGUCAUGAGAACGCCCUACACCGCAUUGCUACCAACAACUCCAACCAAGGAAACCAGCUAAAUGUGCACACCGGAGGUGAAGGAAUCAACCGCGGUCUGUCAACCGGCCACCGCAAGGCUGGCAAUCGCGUCUCCUAUAACGAGCAGGAGACCCAUCCUGCUCUCAGAAACCCCCCUCUCUCUCCAGUCGCCGCCGGCAUGACCCCAUCCUCAAGCCAAGUGCCUAUUCUCGAGACCCCUAAGCCAGGCUCUCGCGGCAGCGCCCGCUACGAGCCCCGUCCUCACUCACAGGACCACAACCAGAGCACAGUCCAGAUGGUCGGCUCCCCAGACCCCAACCCCUUCAACAACUACUACCCCCAAGACACGGGGUACAAUCAGAUCCCGGCCGGCGGCUAUAGCGCCGAGAACACACCGGGACGCGACCGUCGCGGCUCGAACUCGGACAUCACUGGCGUGACCGCGCCCGGCCAUUACCAGCUCUCUGAUCCCUAUGACCCCAUCUCGCCCCCGUCCAUGUACUCCCCGCCCCAGCCAACAGUCCCACAACCCGCUGCGGGUACCUACAACAAUGCUCCGCUGAGGAAGAAGGAUAAAUCUCCUUAUGGAGAGCAUGAGGCUUGA
Molecule: messenger RNA, 2961 nt
Organism: Penicillium griseofulvum
Lineage: Eukaryota; Fungi; Ascomycota; Eurotiomycetes; Eurotiales; Aspergillaceae
Product: serine/threonine protein kinase
Exons: 1
Coding region: 1-2961 (986 amino acids)
Biological process (GO): intracellular calcium ion homeostasis; calcium ion transmembrane transport
Cellular component (GO): membrane
Molecular function (GO): calcium ion binding; calcium channel activity
Source: RefSeq, a predicted model, not a curated record